CCGUGGCCGGCGCGGCUGCGUCAUGGCGGAGGCGGCUCUGGACGCGGUGCGGAGGGAGUUACGAGGGUUCCCGGCCGCCGCGAGGGAGCUCAGCGUGCCCCUGACGGUGCCCUACCUGGACGAGCCCCCGACGCCCCUUCAGUUCUACCGGGACUGGGUGUGCCCAAACCGCCCGUGCAUCAUCCGCGGCGCCCUGCAGCACUGGCCGGCCCUGCGGAAGUGGUCGCUCCCCUACUUCAGAGCCACGGUGGGCGCCACAGAGGUGAGCGUGGCGGUGACCCCGGAUGGCUACGCGGACGCCGUGCGCGGGGACCGCUUCAUGAUGCCGGCCGAGCGCCGCCUGCCCCUGAGCCGUGUGCUGGACGUGCUGGAGGGCCGCGCGCAGCACCCAGGCGUCCUCUACGUGCAGAAGCAAUGCUCCAAUCUGCUGGCCGAGCUGCCCCAGCUGCUGCCCGACCUGCAGCCCCACGUGCCCUGGGCCUCCGAGGCGCUGGGAAAAAUGCCUGAUGCCGUGAACUUCUGGUUGGGAGAGGCGGCUGCAGUGACCUCGCUGCACAAGGAUCACUACGAGAACCUCUACUGCGUGGUAUCCGGAGAGAAACAUUUCCUCUUACACCCCCCCAGCGACCGGCCCUUCAUCCCCUACGGGCUGUACCCACCGGCCACCUACCAGCUAACUGACGAUGGGAGCUUUCAGGUGGUGGAGGAAGCAGCUGCUGAGAAGGCAAAGGUGCCUGGGACCUGCCUGCUCACUGUUCGUGUCCUGCAAGCCCAUGAUCUACCCUCCAAGGACCUUGUGACCCCCUCCGACUGCUAUGUGACCCUCUGGCUGCCCACGGCCUGUAGCCAGAGACUGCAGACCCGCACAGUGCGGAACAGCAGGAACCCCGUUUGGAACCAGAGCUUUCACUUCCGGAUCAACAGCCAGCUCAGGAACAUCAUGCAACUGAAAAUCUUCGACCAGGACCUGGUCACCAGUGAUGACCACCUGCUGUCCGUGCUGUUUGACGUGGGGACCCUGCGAGCCGGGGAGCUCCUGCACAACAGCUUCCCCCUGGGCUCAAAGAGCAAGCGACUGGAAGUGGAGUUUCACCUGCGGAGCCUGCCAGACUGUGCUGAGCAGCUUGUCAGCAAUGGCAUCCUGGUGGCCCGGGAGCUCUCCUGUCUGCACGUGCGCCUGGAGGAUACAGGGGACCGGCAGGGCUCGCGGGGCAAAGUCCAGCUUGUGGUCCCCGGGUCCUGUGAGGGGCCUCAGGAGGCGUCCGUGGGUGCCGGCUCCUUCUGCUUCCACUUCCCUGCCUGCUGGGAGCAGGAGCUGAAUAUCCACCUGCAGGAUGCCCCCCAAGAGCGAUUAAAGGUGCCCCUGAACUCCCUGCCCACUGGACAGGUGGUGAGGCUGGUCUUUCCUACAUCCCAGGAGCCCCUCAUGAGGGUGGAGCUGAAGAAGGAAGAAGGCCCCCCGGAGCUGGCUGUGCGGCUGGGCUGUGGGCCCUGCGCCGAGGAGCAGGCCUUCCUGAGCAGACGGAAGCAGGUGGUGGCACGAGCUCUGAAGCGGGCCCUGCAGCUGGAUGAAGACCUGCGGGAGGACGAGGUCCCAGUGAUCGCUGUGAUGGCCACGGGGGGCGGCAUCCGGGCGAUGACGUCCCUGUACGGGCAGCUGGCCGGCCUGCAGGAGCUGGGCCUCCUGGACUGUGUCUCCUACAUCACAGGGGCUUCCGGCUCCACCUGGGCCCUGGCCAACCUCUACGAGGACCCAGAGUGGUCUCAGAAGGACCUGACUGGGCCCACCCAGCUGCUGAAGACCCAGGUGACCAAGAGCAAGCUGGGCGUGCUGGCGCCGGGCCGGCUGUGGCGGUACCAGCAGGAGCUGGCCGAGCGCGCCCGGCUGGGCCAUCCCCCCUGCUUCACCAACCUCUGGGCACUCAUCAAUGAGGCGCUGCUGCACGAUGAGCCCCAUGAGCACAGACUGUCGGAGCAGCGGCAGGCCCUGAGUCGUGGCCAGAACCCUCUGCCCAUCUACUGUGCCCUCAACACCAAGGGGCAGGGCCUGAGCACCUUUGAAUUCGGGGAGUGGGCCGAGUUCUCCCCCUAUGAGGUCGGCUUUCCCAAGUACGGGACCUUCAUCCCCUCUGAGCUCUUCGGCUCCGAGUUCUUCAUGGGGCGCCUGACAAAGAAGCUCCCCGAGUCUCGCAUCUGCUUCCUGGAAGGGAUCUGGAGCAACCUGUAUGCAGCCAACCUCCUGGACAGCAUGUACUGGGCCUCAGACCCCGGGCAGUUCUGGGAGCGCUGGGCGCAGGAUCAGGCCACCCUUGAGAAGGAGCGGGUCCCUCUUGUGAAGAUAGAGGAGACGCCAACGGUGGCUGGCAGGAUCGCUGAGUUCUUCACCGACCUGCUGACGCGGCGCCCGCUUGCCCAGGCCUCACACAACUUCCUCCGUGGCCUUCAUUUCGACAAGGACUAUUUCGAUCACCCGUACUUCGCGGCCUGGAAAGCCACCAAACUGGAUGGACUCCCCAAUGAGCUGACCCCCACGGAACCCUACCUCUGCCUCCUGGACGUGGGCUACCUCAUCAACACCAGCUGCCCCCCGCUGCUGCGGCCCAUGCGGGAUGUGGACCUCAUCGUGUCCCUGGAUUACAACCUCCAAGGCGCCUUCCAGCAGCUGCAGCUUGUAGGCCGGUUCUGCCAGGAGCAGGGCAUCCCCUUCCCACCCGUGGAGCCGGGAGCCGAUGAGCUGCAGCAACCCCACGAGUGUCACCUGUUCCUGGACCCCGAUUGCCCGGAAUCCCCCGCCGUGCUGCACUUUCCGCUGGUCAACGACUCCUUCCGGGAGUUCUCGGCUCCGGGCAUCCGGCGCAUGCCAGAGGAGCAGGCAGCCGGGGAGGUGGACCUGUCCCCCAGAGGCUCCCCCUACCACUACUCGAAGGUGACCUACAGCCCGGAGGACGCAGACAAGCUGCUCCGCCUGUCUCACUACAACAUUUGCAACAACCAUGGGCAGCUGCUGGAAGCGCUGCGUGAGGCGGUGCGGCGGCGGCGGCUGCGGCUGCGGGGGCAGCGGCAGGAGUGAGGGAGGGAGCGGCCGGGCCCUCCAGCACCCCCCGACUCUGCUCAAGCCCCGUCCACGGUGGCCCGGGUGGAAUGGGGACAGGAGCUGCGCCCGGGAGGCCCCCUGGGCUCCAGCAGCGGGCGUGCCCCGGCCCACGCAGCACUUCCUGGCCAAGCAAAGACUCAGCCUGGGGCGCUGGAGGCCUCCAUAGAGGCCCCAGAAGCCGGGGUGAAGCAGAGCAUUUCCUGGUGUAUUCCAGAGCCCCUCCCACCUGCCUCGUGGCACACUGGCUGUCACCAGGCUGGAUGAGCUGGCAGAGUGGGUCCCGGGGGGGGCUGCUGCUCCCAGCCUCGACAGACAUCGUGGUGUCCUCUGCACUGCAUGGGGGAGGCCCAGGACUGGGUCUGCUUACACACACACACACACACACACACACACACACACACACACACACACACACACACACACACACACACACACACACACACGGCAAGGAGGGCUUGUCUGUCCUGGACAGUGCUGUCGAGGGACCCAGUGCCCUUGCUUAGAUUCUCAAGAUUUGCCCCGGACCCGAUGGUAGAGCAGAGGUGGAGUGAAUUUAGCUGCUCCAGAACCUUCCCCAAGCCAGUGUCUGGCUCCCCUGGUUACCUCAGGCCUCCUACAUGGACGUGGUCUUGGCCUCAGGCGACUCGGGGUGUGGGGGUGAUGGGUUCUUGUGACCUGGCCACCUUGGGAGCUGGGGGAGGGGAGCUGGCACCGGCCCAGCCUCACUCUUGUCCCCCUCUCCUCAGCUGGCCUCUGAAUCACACAGUGGAGCCUGCGGGCGCCGCUGCCCAGUGGGAGGAGACAGUCCAGGCGUCAGCGCCUCCGGCCUGUGGCUCUGAGUCUGUCUGACUGCCCUGGAAUGCGUCUGCUGGCCCUCACCUUGUGGGCAGGAAGGCCUGGGGGGAGCAGGAGAGGAUAGAGGAGGAGACAGGGGUGAGGGGUGCGGGUAGAGCUGGGUUGGGUUCUCAGCGCAGGGCACUUGGGCUGUCCUCGCAGGCCGGGCCGCUGUGGUCAGCUGUCCCUGCACAUGAGCCCAGUGAGAGGAGGGCUGGGGGCCAUGCCGGUGACCAGCCUGGGAUGAGGGCGCGAGGGAAGGGGGCUUCACGGGCCAGGCCUCCUGACUGAGUGGGGGUUUGUAUCAUCGGGGUGAGGCUGGGCUGGUGGACCCUGCUCCCCGGCAGCGCCUGUGGGGCCGAGAGACUCGGGACCGCCACCUGCUCUGAUCCCCCGUGUGUGCCUGAGCAGGGAGGCUAUGCCAGGUGCUUGCUCGGCAGGUGGCCUGGAGGGCUGGUCCCCAGCUCCAGCGCAGGCUGGGGGCAAAGGAAGGAGGCAGGUGACCCCAGCAGGCUCCUUCCUGUGGGGCCCGGGGAGAUGGCUCAGGUGUGGAGCAAGUAUCUUGCCCACCCCUCAUCCCACACACUGCAGGCUCCUGUCUGGAUGCCCCAGUUUCUCCUAGGCUUCCCGGAGACAGGCUGCAUUAGCCUCCUCCCGAAGGCUCCCACUUCUCAAAACUGUGGAUCACCACCCGCUCUGGGGUCAUGUAACUGAAUAGGGUCGUGCCGCAAAAAAUUUGAAAGUAAAUUUCUGAUUUGUUA
Sorex araneus (European shrew) is the source of this 4689-nucleotide messenger RNA. RefSeq names its product bifunctional peptidase and (3S)-lysyl hydroxylase JMJD7. Bases 23 to 3070 code for a protein of 1015 amino acids. Gene Ontology annotation, biological process: glycerophospholipid catabolic process. Gene Ontology annotation, molecular function: calcium ion binding; calcium-dependent phospholipid binding; 2-oxoglutarate-dependent dioxygenase activity. The record is from RefSeq and is a predicted model, not a curated record. The transcript has 25 exons. NCBI's taxonomy places the organism in Eukaryota, Metazoa, Chordata, Mammalia, Eulipotyphla, Soricidae. Gene Ontology annotation, cellular component: cytosol.